AUGAAACUUUCUAUAUUUUUUUUUAAUUGGAUUGUGUCGCUUUAUUUAAUAACAACACCUUCAUAUCCGUUUAAAUUAUAUCCUACAUCCUAUGCAACAGCCUUUAAACCAAGGUUUGCCUCUAGCAUUUAUGAGGUAGGUAUAGGGAGCCUAGAUCCCUUAUAUAUCGACUUUAUUCAGAUCAACCAUGGUGGUCUAAAACUUGAUAUGCACAAUAUACAAAUCAUAGGACUUAAAAAUACGAUUAUUAAGAGUUUCAACAUUGACAAGAACUCUCGACUGUUGCGAUUAACUCUAUUAAUAGACUACACACUAAAAAGUCAAUAUAAUGCCGCAGGAUGUAUAUUUUCGUUACCUGUGUUUGGAAACGGUGAUUUUUCAAAGACAAAUACUAACGUAGAAAUGGAUAUGGUUAUGCCCUUCGAAAUCAUAAAGGAUGGGUAUGGAAGAGAUAUUAUAGACCUUAAGGGAUACCAAUAUUCGUUUAUCGUAAAAAGAGCUGGUAGUAUUCUUCUAACAAACUUAUAUAAUGGAAAUAAAUUAACAAGUGAUAGUUUGCAUGCACUGAUUAAUCAAAACUGGAAACUUUGGUCUGCAGAGUAUGAAAAAUUCAUAUAUGAUAAGCUUAAUGAUAAAAUUUUCAAUGCAUUUGAUAUUUUAAUGCAUAAAAUAAAAGUAGCAAUAGUGUUGCUUAAUAAUUUAACUUUAAUAUUAAAACCCGGAUAUGGUCUUCCGCACGCACCUUCACAACUUGUAUGUGGGGUACGGGAUACAGCCUGCUUAAUUGUAGAGAUCCACGACAUGUUUACUGCUCUAGUUGGGGGCAAUGAGCAACUAAAUACAAAAAAAUUGGAUACCAUGUUCUUGGACUUUCUACAUAUAAACCAAAACGAUUACAAAGUAGACUUUAGGAAUAUCUAUGUCAGUGGACUAAAGGAUUUAGUUACUGAAGACGUCAGCAUUGAUUUGGAUUCUAAAAUCUUUCGUAUACUAUUCAAUACCAAUCUUACAUUUAGAAGUCAAUAUGUAGUCAAUGGAACCCUGUUAUCUUUGCCUAUUGAAGGGAAAGGAAACUUCUUAAUGAAAUUGAAUAACAGCCUUAUAGAUCUGAUUAUGCCCUUCGAAAUCAUUAAGGACGCUCAUGGCAAUGACAUCAUGGUACUAAAAUCUUUUAAUUACACGUAUGAUGUGAGGGAUAGUGCCCAAUUUUAUUUUGAAAAUCUCUAUUAUGGCAACAAAACUGCAAGUAAUACACUACAUAAGGUUGUACAGCAGAAUUGGAAAUGGUUGACGAUCGAAUUUGGAAAAUCUGCACUUGAUUUAAUAAAUAUGAAAAUAUUUAAUUCAAUCCUAAUUUAUUGUUUGAAAGCAAAAUUUAUCAUACUUUGGGAUACUUUAAUGGAUGGAAUUCCAAAAUUAGGAAUUGAAAGAUUGGAUAAAAUGUUUCUGGGUAAUAUGUCCACAUCGAAUCUUGGGCUAAAUUACAAUGUAACCAACGUAGAACUAGAAGGAUUAAGAAAUGUGACUGUUGAGAGUUUCAGAUUUAAUAUGCGCUUAAAAUUGAUAGAAGUUUUGUUUCGGACAACUUUGAUCAACCGUUCUGACUAUGAAGUAAAUGGCGCCGUAUUUUCUAAUCUGGUAUAUGGAUCUGGCAAGACAUCUACAGUUAGAAAAAACAUUCGUUUCAAUGCACUGAUUUUCUUUGAUAUUACAAAAAUUGAUGGCAAGGAUAUCCUAGAUUUAAAAGCUUAUUUUUAUGGAUUUGAUGUAAGAGAUCGCGUGGUCUACGAAUACUCCGGUUUAUACAACGGAGAUAAGAAGAAAAGUGACAAUAUGCACGCUUUCUUGAAUGAAAAUUGGAUACUGAUUACACAAAAUUUUGCAAAAAAUAUGUUAGAUACAGCUGCAGAUAAAGUUUACAAUGCUGUUAAAACUUAUCUGCGCCAUCAUCCCUUAGAAGAAAUAUUUAUAAUG
Messenger RNA from Brenthis ino (lesser marbled fritillary), 1974 nucleotides. Lineage: Eukaryota; Metazoa; Arthropoda; Insecta; Lepidoptera; Nymphalidae. The record is from the annotation of a GenBank genome assembly.